Messenger RNA from Perca flavescens (yellow perch), 1078 nucleotides. RefSeq lists its product as uncharacterized. Gene Ontology annotation, cellular component: external side of plasma membrane. The transcript is spliced from 5 exons. Gene Ontology annotation, biological process: immune response; cellular response to lipopolysaccharide; cell surface receptor signaling pathway. NCBI's taxonomy places the organism in Eukaryota, Metazoa, Chordata, Actinopteri, Perciformes, Percidae. The coding region runs from base 39 to 944 and encodes 301 amino acids. The record is from RefSeq and is a predicted model, not a curated record.
GCACUCAAAGGUGGUACUGUCGUCUUUUUAAGAGAUUAAUGUUGAAGAUAUUGUUUUCUGAGAUGCAUCACAGCUUCAUAGUGAAGAAAUGGGGGUGGGCACAACAGAUGUUUCUCUUCUUUUUGUUUUCAGGUACUCACUCCUUGGUCACAGUCCACCAGCCUCCUGUGCUUACCACUGCUCUGGGUCAUGAUGUUAUAAUGCCGUGCCAUCUCAAUCUUUCCCAAAAUGAGAAAAUGGUGACCCCACCGGUUCUGUAUUGGGUGUACUUAACACAGGACGGCACUGACAAUCCCAGAGUGUGGAUCCCCUCUGAGAAAUAUGAUGGACGUGUUGAGCUUCUGGACAAUAACCCGAACGCUUCAAGCAAGUCCAUACUCCUCAAGAAUGUCCAGUGGGCCGACAGUGGGAAGUACCAGUGCAAAGUCUCCGUCAUCACAGAGGGGGAUCGUUUCAGGAGGAGAGGAAAUGACACUUUACUGAUGGUGUAUGAUACCAUGAUCUUAAAGCUCACCGGUCACAAUGACUCUCUGCUCGGGUGUAAAGUAAACGUAACCAGGGAUCACGGAUUUGUUUUGUCCAUUUUUCAUGACGGAUGCAAACUCCAACCUGUUGACACAGCCCCGGGAGAUGCUGACGAAGCUCUUCCCUACGUCACACUCUCUGAGACCAUUUCUCUGAGGAGCAAAGGACAAUAUGAGUGUCAGCUGUACCUGAACGAAGAUUUGGUAACAAAAAGCAUCUUCAACUACCAUCUGAAUGUGGCUCCAGAAGGGGCAGAUGCUGAAACAAAUGACUUGCUAACGUUUCCAACAACUGUCUCCGAGCCAGGUGUGGUGGUGUUUCCAGAGCCAUGGCCCCUGUAUAUGGCUCUCCUUCUGGUGCCCAUCACUAUCCUGCUGGGACUCACAAUUGCCUUGCUGAUGCUGAUGUACAGAUGCUGAGUUUGUCAACAUCUGGCUUGAAUGGAGAGGAUGGAGACCCAGGGUUAUAGGAUUACUGUAUGUCUCUGUAACAUACUGUAUAUGCAUUUAAGGACAUAAUUACAAACUGACUGUUAAAAAUAAUAUUGCACUGA